Messenger RNA from Bactrocera oleae (olive fruit fly), 8293 nucleotides. NCBI's taxonomy places the organism in Eukaryota, Metazoa, Arthropoda, Insecta, Diptera, Tephritidae. The record is from RefSeq and is a predicted model, not a curated record.
AGUAUCUGUGAGUAGAGUCAUUUGGCCACGAGUAAAAACAUUGACUUUGGUCAAACUCUUUCAGGUUUGAGUUUAGUUUUACGAGAUCUGCUGCCGUAAACGAACGUGUGCGUACGGAUUAACGAAGAAUUGCCAGAAAUCGUUUUGUGGGCGUAACGCCGAAAUCGAAUAGCACUUGACUCGCGUAUAUGUAGUACGUGCGUAUAGGUGUGUGCGCGCGGAUUAUAUUGUAUACGUUUGUUUUUUACUUUUCGCUUCGUCGUCGUUUAAAGUGCAACUUUUUUCUGUAAAUAUUUAGAAUUUGCUUAAAGUAAUUAAGAAUUUUUUAUUUGAGCGAGAAAACCUUCUGUUUUGCCUGGAGAGUGCAAAAGCAAAGCCAAAUACAAUAAAUAGGCGAAUGAUUAAAAACGAAGUUGAAAUUGCAACAAUAAAAAUUUUUUAUUAAAAAAAUAAUAAUAAUCACAUCUACUUAAAUCCCGAAAACUGAAAUAUGUAUAAAGUGUACACACUUAAAAUACCAAUGUUUUAGAAAUUGUUAAAUGUUGAAAAUAUCAAUAGGAAAAUUUUACUUAGAAAAUUUAUGUGUAGUGAAGAAAUAAACAUGCAAAGUGUUAGUGUUGAAUUUCCUGUUUGAAAUUCUUUGCUUACCUUUUUCUCCCAACAACAACUCGUUAUACGGUAUUCUUAGUUUUGGUUGCUGCUUACAGUGUUCAACUUGCCUAGCCAACUCCAGGGGUUUAAGUCAAAUGAUCAAUACGACGACGCAACAAAGUUACGGCAGCCCAUAUAACAUGAGCGCUGAAUAAAAGAAAAACAGAUAAAUAUUGAAAGCGAAACUUGCGGCGUGCACAAGCAAUGCAAAGUUAAUAAACACCGCAGCUGAGCAAAUAACGAAACGUGCAUAAAUCAUAGCAACAACAACAAAAACACGACAAAUCACUGGAAAUAAUCGAAAAUCUGACACCUCCGGAGCUGCGGGAAAAAUAAAGCAGAGAUAAAUUAAAAUCAAAACAAAAAUAUUCAUAAGAAACCACGCGCCAAAGAGGAAGUUGAAUUGUAACCAAAACAAAACUCAACAAUAACAAACAAGUGAGCCUUUUAUCAACUUUACAUGAACGUGAAGUAGCGAUAAAAAUACAGUUGAAAGAUUCUGAACGAAUUAUACCCAUAUCAAUUUGUGAAAUUCAUUUGAGCUCUGUGGCACGCGCGUGAUUUUUACGAUGUUGCACCUACUCGCGCUGGAAAACUAGCAACGCACUUGAAGCCAAAAAUAUAAAAUCAGAAAAGGCGGAAUUCUAGAAAGAAUUUUUUUAGAAAAAUCUAUUAUCGCUUUGAUUUCCGCACACACGCACACACGCACACUCGCGCAGCGCUGUAAACUAUUUUCGGCUGAACUUGAAAUGCCUACAGAAUGUGAGCGCGCGAUUGCCAACACGAGCCAGAACGUGCAACAGACGCAACAACAGCCACAGAGAGAAGAGCAACAGCAACAACAAGAGUACGAACAUUUGCAAGAGGAUCACUUGCAAGCAAAAUCAGAAGAAGAAGCAGCGGCAGCACAGCUUGAGUUUUAUGACGACAUGGAGGACAAAGAGUUGAAUGGCGGCAAGAUGUCCACCUCCCAGACAUCAACUGCGUGCUCAACGAACGGCCACAGCGGCAGCAAUCAGGCGAAUGGUGUUGGCAAGAAAACGUCCAUAAUAUCGCCGGAUCCCACUUCAUAUGUGACCAAAGCGCGCGUCACACGCCCCACACCACCGCCACCGUCCUACAACCCGAUGCAAUUUGUGCAGAUCAAACCAUGCAAUCUCUACCAAACCGCACAGGAGCAGCUAAAGAAGGCUGAAGAAGUGAAAAAGAUUAAGGAGAUUAAAAAAGAAGAGCCCGAGGAUUGGCAGAAUUUUUUAUUGCGUCAAGAAGAGUUUAAGUUUUUAAUGAUCAUUGAAGCCAGUUGCAUGUCAAAUAAACCCCUAAAAAUUACCCAUUAAAUGUUUUGCUGAAAAUAUCACUGCGAUAUUCUGUUCUAAUUGUUAGCGCCUAAUCGACCGGAAACUACUGGCAAGCGAACUGAUCAACUCGUUGCUGCUUUGUAAAUUUCCGUCAAUCAGCAAAGUCAACUCAAUAAUUUUCUGUUAAAAAUAUCAAAAUUUUCACGAAUAUUGUUACAACCAAAUUUGUUGUUUUGAACGCAAUAAAAUAAAAUGAGAAAAUAAAAUUGCAGCAGCAAACUAAAUGUGGAAUUUGGAUAAUUGGAAAUCGUCACGUAGAAAACGUGUCGAACACAUCAUCGAUCGAGUUGUGGAAGUAAAAAAACUGGAAUUGGAAGAACACGACCGGACACGAAGAAAAUCGAAGACGUUCUCCGAAAUGAUCGAAGAAAGAGGUGAACGUGGUUGUCGAGGUCGCGCAAAAUUGGCCACGUUAGCCGUUUACAAUGAAGACGAAUCGAAUGACCUGAGCGACCUUGGCAUUGGCACCAGCAGCGCCAGCGGCAAGAGCAGCCAAUCGGAGGAUUACGACAACAACAGUGUACUGAGCGACAACGCCGAACUCGACAAAGCCAUAUUUGAGAACAACCAAAAACCCAGUGGCAUCCCCGCGCGCGAAUACAUCUCCUCUCCCGGCUACGAUACCUCCUCCAGCACCGCGCCAGGCAGUUCUCCCGAUCCAUGCGAAUACACUUAUGAGGGCGCCAUUCAAGACUACAAGCAACGCGUUUCGCGCGCCAGCGGCGGCAGUGCUUUAGCCAAUUUCAAGCUCCAUAACGCCAAUACAAACCCGGCGUUAAUAUCCAAAAGCAACUCUUCGAAAGAAAAUACCCCGGAAUGCAGCAAUACAGCGCCGAACGAUACUUACCCCACACGUCGCGGCAGUAAAAUCGAGGAUCGCCUAAUCGGCUUCGAAGUUACUUCACCCAGUGAUAGUCAAGAGGGUUUGGAGAAAAAAGUUGAUGUACCAAAAAUCGAUAUUUCGAAGCGUAAAGAGAUUUUCGAAAAUCAAAAUGCCAAUUCAGAACCAAAGUCGCUGGUGGGCAAUAGUAGCGCUGGCACCGUAGCAGUGCCACGCGUUACACUGCGUGAUCGCUUCAAGUUGGACGAGAGUGUGUCUAAUAAUGGCGAGGUACAAGACUCCACAUUGAAGCGUGAAGUUAAACGCCUAUCAGGCGACAUCACAAGCAUACGAUCGCGUAUGCAAAGCCUAGAGCAACAGCAAAAUUUAGUCAAUUCUACGAAUGGUGGCAGUGCCGGUAAGGCACCCAGCGCAAAAUUAGUCGACAUACCAGUGCCACCAUUGAAGGAUCGUCUGUCUAGUUUACAAAAUGCUGUAACCAAAGAAGAGGUGAAAAAGGCGCCGGUAGCACUUGUCGAUGCCCGCCAGCUGGAGAUAAUGAAGAACGAAGAGGAAGAACGACGCAUGAAACUAAUUGGGAAUGAGAAGAAAGCCGUGCAGGAAAUAAGCAAUAAAGAGAAGGAAGAAGUAAGUGCGCCCGGAUACCAAACCACGAUGACACAACACGUGGUGGUUAAAAUCGAUGCGCCCGAGGAGGAUGUCGAUCGUGACGACAGCGGUAUUCACACCGCCGAAGGCGAAAUCGAAGCGAAGGAAAUUUCCGAGCAGGAAGAACAACUAAAUGCGGCUAUUGCAGCGUUGGCACUGGAGGAGCAACAGCUAACCGAAGCAGCAAAUGCAGUGAACCAAAUAGAAGCGGAGUUUGCCGAGCUAUCCACCAGCGCAGUGAACGCCAUCGCCAGCAGCCUGAACACAGUGUCCACCACAAAAACAACUAACGAACAGCCAUGCGAAAUGGAAUUUAGUAUCAACGAAGCUCUUGAAUUGGCGCUGGAAGCAAUUGACAAAGAUACCACAUUCACCAUAAAUGAUACAGCAACAAUAAAAGCAAAAACCAAAUCAUCCAACACAAUUGCAAGUAAUCAUACAAGCAACACAGUAACAACAACAACAACAACAACACAAGCAACAACAAUAGCGACGGCAACAAUGUCCACAAUGAUAGCAGAAACAGCAAUAAAACACAACAACAACAAUAAUAAUGAUGGAUUACUAUGUGCAAAGGAUACGUCGAACAAAACCGACGAAGAGAAGGAACACAAAAGUAAGCAGCAACAACAACAACGAUUUGAUGCAAAUACAAAUAUUAUGAACACUGACAAUGAUGAUGAUGGUGGAAGAGAGGAAUGGCGCGAGGCGCUCAUCUCGCAGGAGCCCAUUUACGAGAAUAUUUCGGCAGCAUCUACGCGACAGGUAGAUGUUGAAGCAAAGCGAAUCAUUCCAACGAGCAUGUUGAACGACAACAACAACAUGGCAAAUAAUAAUAUUCCCAAACAAAUUAAUCAAAUAAAUAACAGCAAUAGUAGUAAUUGUAAUGAUAUUGAAAAUUCGUUUGCCAAUAAUUCGCUAUGUAAUAUAUUGACUAACAACAACAAUAACAAUAGCAGCGGUAGCUAUAGCGCUAGCGAUAACAAAAACAAAAGAAAUCUUGACAAUACUUUUAUUGAAAUAACCAACGCUUACGCUAAUGCUACAACUAUUAUAACAGCUGCCGGUAUAAUGGCAACAACAACAACAGCACCAAGCGAUUCGCUCACAGCCAGUGAAAACGCCAGUGCUGCCGCAACCUCAACACAAGUUGCAACAGCAGAGGACUUUAAAAAUAUCACAACAACAACCGCAACAACACAACAAACUGAAACAAGCUCACCAGCUCCAAAAUCUGAAAAUUUGUCCACAAUCACAAAACCCGCAGCAGUUGAUCCGCAAACGGUGACUAAUAACGCAACGACGCCGCCCGAACAAGAACCCUACUAUCAGGUGCCCAAAUCAAGCGAGCCCUACUACGAUGCACCUAAACAUUUGCGCCCUGUGCCGCUUUACGAAAAUAUCGAGGUCUUCUACACCGGCUUGGAAAAUUCCACUUUGGCUAGCGGUACUGGAGCCGCACUUACUGGCGGCUUCAAGCUGGAACCGCCGAAAGAGAAGCCACCGCCGCCGCCCAUCGAGAGUCCGCCGCCUUUCGACGAUGUGGACAGCGUCGAUAACACAGACACGUGGUCUUCGGACAACACCUACGAAACGAUUUCAUCACGUUUAACACAUGUCAACGGUCUGGUUACCGACCAUCCUUCGCCGCCCAUCAAACGCAUGAACUCGACGAAACGCAUCAAGAAGGAGUUGCGCAAUAAACGUUCGAGUUUCUUGGGCAUUGACACCACGAACUUGGAUGAUGAGGAAACCUAUUUGGAAUUGACAGUGGCACCACCACCAGAUAUGGCGCAGCUGUUGCAGGAAGAGCGACGUUUGGAAAAACAAUUGUACCUGAAGGCAGGUCUGUGCGAUAGUUCAGACACAGGCGAGAGUCGCGAUUCGGGCGUCUCUGAGAAUCACUCACGUCAGAGCAGUGAACACUACACGAACUCAUCGGAGGAAAACGAUCGACAAAUCGAUACACCACCACACAGCCUCAAAUCCAACGAGCUAAUCUACCAGAAUGAGGCACUACUAACGGCCGCGCAGACGCCACUGUUGCAAACAGUGAAGGGGAACUCAGCCGAAUCAUGGACUGAGUCCGCAACUGUUGCUGCUGCUGCCACAAAGUCACUGACAGAGGCCACCGCUACCGCUAAUGCCAAAAUGCUUUCCAUUGAGGAGAAGAUACGUGAACAAGAAGAGGUCCUGCGUGUAGAACGCGAGCUGCUGCAGCUGGAACAGGAAGAGUUGAAGCGCCAGCGCGAGAACUUGAUGUUGCGUGAAAAUAUGGCACGUCGUGAACUGCAACAUGGCGCCAAAAUGCUUAUGUCUGCCAAUCGACGUUCACUACAAGACCUAAAUGGCGUAAGUAUGUCGCUAGCAGGUGGUCUGCCAAUACCGAAUGGCGGUCCAACUGUAGCCUACCAAACGGCGGUGCCACAAUAUGCCAUUGCCGCUCAUAACAUGCAACAACCGACACAGCAGCAAUUUGGCGUACCACUAUUGGCUGCGCAACCAACACAACAGAUCUAUGCAAAUGUACCAAAUAUAGAACAGCAGUACUAUCAGGUGGACAUUGAUUACCGCAAGUCCAUGUCCGACCUGCAAGAGUUCUCCAAACGGCAUAUGCUGCCUCCCAUGCCACCAACAAAACCGAUGCGUGCCAUGCAAGUGGGCACUUCAGCCAAUGCGCUGAUCGUCAAUGGCACCGAAGACUUCAUAGCAUCGCGGCAUGCCUUAAAUGCUCAGGGUUUCGGCGGCUCGUUGGUGAAAAUCGCCACCCCUACAGCGGCGCCACGUGGUCACUCGGCCUACCCGAACAAUCACCAAUACCAACACCAAUCAACACAAAAUCUGAGCAACAGCAGCGACAGCAAUAAUAGCAUUAGCGGAGUUAAUGCCACAAUGCCAGCCGUAUCAAAUGGACACGCCGCACUACCGGGCAAUAUGUCGCGAAAUACGCUGCAUGCGCUCAGUGCCACACCUAAACCCAAAUUCACGGACGGCUGGGUGCAAGUGCAGCAACGCAAAUCAUACGACACGAAUUUGGCGAAUGAUCCCGCUUGGCUUUCGGCGUACCAGCAAAAACGUAAAUCCAUGCCGGAGCCUUAUCACGCCUACAAUAACCAUUGGCUCGUGCAAGAGGCCGAGCAAAGACGCAUUGCAGAGCAGCAGCGACGCGGUGGUUCGACGGCCACAACACCGGUGCAUCAGCAAAAUGGCAGCGCUGUUACCGUCGUUGGCAUGAAAACUGCAACGGUUUCCAACGGCAAUGGCAAACCGCUGCCAGAUUCCAUCAUACAAACACUGACGGAGCGUGUGCAGAGCAAGGGUAUCGGCGAGCGGAAGAGAUUCGACUAUAACAAUCAAAGUACUGCUUUGGAGAAGAGUCCGCUUCAUGCGGCCUCCACAUACUAUCAGCAACAACAGCAGCAGAUAUCGCAAUCUGUAACGCCCACACAUCAACGACAUCUCAGCGGCUCGACGUUAACCACAAUGUCACCACAAGUCAAUGUGAACGCUUCGCCGGCUCAUCAGCACCCACAGCCGCAGCACCAGCAGCCACAGGACAAAGUGUUGAGUGUCAGUGGCAAGAAAAAGUGUUCACAUUGUGGUGAUGAAUUAGGACGCGGCGCCGCAAUGAUCAUAGAAUCGCUGUUGCUCUUCUACCACAUCAAUUGCUUCAAGUGUUGCGUGUGUCACGUGCAGCUCGGCGACGGACUAAACGGAACAGAUGUGCGCGUGCGCAACCACAAAUUACACUGCCAAAAUUGUUACUCCAGCGAUGAUGGCAUCAAAUUCAGCUGCGUCUGAGAGCGUCUGAGGAAACUGAGGGGAAAAUGUGAAAACAGUUUAGCAAAGUAGUGGAAAUCCUGAAGUUGGGUCAUGCCUGUAGUGAUCAGCUGCCAUCCUUGUGGAACCGAAAUCCUAGUGGAGUUGUAGAGAAACAUAUACAUACAAACACACAUAAAUAGACGUUAAUGCAAAAACCAUGAAGAAUUGGAGCGAAAACUCCACAUCCAGCAUGCAAGUCAAACAGCGCUGAGUUCAAGCUAGAAUUAUGGAAAAUUAUUCAAUGUUGAAUAAUUUUCAUGUUUAUAUUUACACAUUUUACUGUUAAAAUUUACACUUUUUAAAAGUAACGAAAUUUUCAAAUUUUAUAUUAAAUGAAUUUUACAACGUAUUUAGUAUCAUAUAUGUAUGAAUGUAUUAGAAGCUUGCGCUAAAUGCUUAUGAAACAAAGUGAAAUGAAAACAAAACUGGAAUUUGAAGUAACCAAUUCUACAAUAACUUGUGUAUAACGCAAUAGAUAUAUAUAUACGAGUAUACAUAUAUACACACGCAUAUCUAUACAAAUGUGCUGUUAUGAAUUGUUAAAACUUUUGCUAAUACUUUUAUUUCGACUAUCAAAUGUCCAUCGUUACGCAGUGGCAACUGUCAAUAUACAAUAUUAAAACUAUUAAAUGUUAAAAUCAAAAGAAAUCUAGUUGAAAAAUUUGACCAAUUACAACACACAAAAUUAAUAGGCAUACAUAUAUACGUGCGUGUGAAUGCUUACAGAUGUACACACAUAAAGCACCGACUGUCAUAGUAAAUAAAUUCACAGCUUAUUCGUUAAUAUUAAUAAUCGUGCUUAAAGCAAGAAAAAAUCUACAAAUUUAAGCAGAAAUAUUAUGGCUCUUUAUGGCAACAUUAUGGCAAAUCUUUACGCUCUAAAUGAAUGUUGAAUUUGAAAAUUUUGAUUGUUAAUAAAUGUUGAAUAAAAGUAGCAAAUGGUUUUAAGAGCUAAACUAAGUGCUUAAGGCGC